Sceloporus undulatus (fence lizard) is the source of this 4785-nucleotide messenger RNA. It is a transcript of the gene SNTB2, whose product is annotated as syntrophin beta 2. The record is from RefSeq and is a predicted model, not a curated record. Lineage: Eukaryota; Metazoa; Chordata; Lepidosauria; Squamata; Phrynosomatidae. Gene Ontology annotation, cellular component: dystrophin-associated glycoprotein complex; intracellular anatomical structure; synapse. The transcript is spliced from 7 exons. The coding region runs from base 55 to 1662 and encodes 535 amino acids. Gene Ontology annotation, molecular function: structural molecule activity; protein binding.
GAGCGGCGGCCAAGCGAGGUUGGCUGGAGGCUGGCUCCGUGGUGGCCGGCGGCGAUGGCGGUGUGGACGCGGGCGAGCAAGGCGGGGCUGGUGGAGGUGCUGCUGCGGGAGCGGUGGGUGCGGGCGCUGGCCGAGCUGAGCGGCGAGGCGCUGACGCUGAGCUCCGAGCCGGAGACGCCCAACGGGCUCCCCAACGGCUCCGAGGGGGAGAGCAGCAGGGCGCGGGGCCCCGGCGGAGGAGGAGGAGGAGGCAGCCGCAGCGCGGGAGCCAGCCCUCCAGAGCAGCCGCGAGGGGCAGGGCCCGCCUCGGCGCCGUCCUCGCCGCCGUCUUCCUGGUCGGCGCCGUGCUCGCCGGUGCCCGGCUCCCCUCCGCCGGGGGUCCGUCGCGUUCGCGUGGUGAAGGCGGAGGCCGGCGGGCUGGGCAUCAGCAUCAAGGGCGGCCGCGAGAACCGCAUGCCGGUCCUCAUCUCCCGCAUCUUCCCGGGGCUGGCGGCUGAGCGGUGCGGGGCCCUCCGCCUGGGAGACGCCAUCCUCUCCGUCAACGGCGUGGACCUCCGCGAGGCCACCCACGACCAGGCCGUGCAGGCCCUCAAGCGAGCCGGAAGGGAGGUCCUGCUCGAAGUGAAGUACAUGCGGGAAGCCACCCCUUACAUCAAGAAGCCAUCCCUUGUGUCAGACCUGCCAUGGGACGGGGCAACUCCGCAGUCACCCAGUCUAAGUGGCAGCGAGGAUUCUGGCUCCCCAAAGCACAGCCCUGCAAAAGACCGCAAGGUGAUUCCCUUGAAGAUGUGUUACGCUGCAAGGAACUUGAGCAUGCCAGAUCUGGAGAACAGGUUGAUCGAGCUGCACUCGCCCGACAGCAGGAACACCCUGAUCCUCCGGUGCAAGGACACGGCCUCGGCGCACUCCUGGUUCACGGCAAUCCAUGCCAAUAUCAUGGCUCUCCUUCCACAGGUCCUGGCGGAGCUCAAUGCCAUGCUCGCAGCCAGCAACACUCCCGGGAGCAGCAAGGAGGUCAAGCACAUUGCGUGGCUUGCAGAACAGGCCAGGCUGGACGGGGGGCGGCAGCAGUGGCGACCAGUUCUCUUGGCCAUGACAGAGAAGGACCUGCUUCUUUAUGACAGCAUGCCAUGGAUGAGAGACACCUGGGCAUCCCCCUGCCACAGCUACCCUCUCAUUGCCACCAGGCUGGUACACUCUGGCUCGGGCCGCAGGUCGCCCUGCGUGGGAUCAGACCUCACCUUUGCCACCCGGACGGGCUCCAGGCAGGGCAUUGAGAUGCACAUCUUCCGCGUGGAGACCCACCGAGACCUCUCCUCCUGGACCCGAAUCCUGGUGCAAGGCUGCCACGCUGCUGCAGAGCUGAUCAAGGAGGUGUCGUUAGGCUGCGUCUGGAACAACCAGGAGGUCCGCCUCAUCAUCCACUAUGACAAUGGCUUCACCAUUUCCAAGGAGGAAGCAGGCUCCUCCGGCGUCCUCUUCCGGUACCCCUUUGAGAAGCUGAAAAUGUCUGCAGACGACGGCCUCAGGAACCUUUACCUGGAUUUUGGAGGUCCAGAAGGGGAACUGACGCUGGAGCUGCACUCCUGCCCAAAGCCCAUCGUCUUUGUGUUGCACACCUUCUUGUCGGCCAAAGUGACCCGCAUGGGUCUGCUGGUGUAGGAACCAAGACGUCUCUGGGAUGUUGCCGAAAUGUUGGGGGUGACAGCCAUGAAGCAGCAGCAAUAGCAGCAUAUGGCUCCUGCCUUGGCAAUUUCCCCUUCCUCCUCCAAAGCCUCAGUGCCUUGACCAGGCCUAGCGAUUGGCAGCUGCGCUCUGGACGCACCACCUGCAUAAGAAGAGCUUCAGCCGACCAAUGCUGCUCCUGCAAUGACCACCUUCUCAAGAGAGAGGAGGACGAGAAGCUGAUAGAAAGGGACAGGGGUCUCAGAGCCUGGGUCAAGGUGGCCCUCACCUUCCUGCCUGGCAGGAGCCCAGCUUUGCUCUGGUCAUACCCAUCCCUUUGGGAGCUGGCACCUGAUCCUCUUGCCCCGGAGGAAGAGGGGGCAGCGCUUCCCAGGCCAUUGGGCAGCUCCCAGUUUGUGGUAUCAUAAAGCCAUUUUCCCUGUAUCACUUACCAAAUGUGCCUUUGGGAGCAGAAGAAGGGGAUGGAGAAGGAGAGGCAGGGAGCAAACUGCAAAUCCUGUCCACUUGACCGUGCUGGACGUUUCGUAGGGUUUUCCUCUUUCCAGGGAGAGCUCCAGGAAGGGCUGUAAAUGGAUUCUCUGCUGCUCAUUUUAUCCCAGAGUAACUCUGAACAGUAGAACCCAAGAUGUAAGCUGUGUGGUCCCUUGAGUAGGAUGGACAAGGCCUUCCAUGGGGGCUUUUAUCUUUGAAAUGUAAAAGGGAAGGCAGAGUCUUGGGAAGAAUAAAAGCAUUAUUCUGCUCAUUUGAGGGACAAAACUUCCCAAACUCUCUUUUACAUCUCUUCCAUUAGAUUUUUCCCUGUUCCUUCUGCUUUUAUUUUUGAGGCUUGAAGGCCACCAGAAGAAGCAGGCUUUGGUUUAGCUUGUGAGCUUUUGAUGGAUUUGGGAGCACAGUAUCUUCUGGCUGGAUUUCUCAGGUUGUGCUGUAGUUCAUGGCAGUCUUCUGAGCAUCUCCAUCCUUCAGAUGUCAUGCCAGCCUUUCCCAGCUUGCUCCCUCCACAUGCGUUAGACCAAACUCCCCAUCAUCCGCAGCCAGCAUGGCCAUCUGCAGAGCGCCAGGCCGGGUGGCUACUCUGUCCCUUUCGGGACAUAAACCAGGUUAACCUUAUCUUCAGCCUCACUUUUGGCGAGGAUAAUGCCAGCACAUAUGUCCCAUCACCUCCAGACAUCUGCCCUUUUGACAGACACAGGGUUCUUUUUCAUAACACCUUAAAAGAAGAAAAAAUCCUCUCUCUCUGUCCUUUUUCACGACAGUUUUGUGGGUUUGAAACCCAGCCUCUAGUCUUGUUGCAAGAAGCCCUAGACUACUCACUUUCUGGUUAGUGAGGUCCCAGCAGGUAAUGCUUGAUGCCACUCUUGUGAGCCUUCCUUCCCUUUAGUGAGGCCCAGAAGCUCCCUUCUUAAAUCAGGGCCAUCCCAAAACAGCCAGUGUUCAGACCAGCAAGUCCUGAGCUCAUUUGCCCCCGUUUGGCAGGGAGUGUAGGCAGUGCUGGGAUGAGCGAUAGAGAAGGGGGAUUAAGGAGCAUCAUUCAAGCCCUUUCCAGAGUGGGACGGAGCCAUGCUGUUGCUCCCUUGUUUUGCAGUGUUGUGCCAAAUCUUCUGUGUUGUUUGAAGAGGGUUGCAGGAGGGAAGAUGUGUGUGUGUGUGAGAGAGAGAGAGACAGAUCUCAUUUUCAGCCAGAGGAGAUAGGAGCUGGUGCCUUUGAGAAGCCUCCUCAGUGCUGGAGUAACUGGUAAGGAUUGUUUGCCGGCCCUUGCGUAAAACAGCCUCCUCCGGUCUGCAUGCUCCCUUUCAGAUGUUUUGGCCUAUCACUCCCGUGUCUCCUCUUCAUGAGCCAUAUCUGGGGCUGCAAGCAUCAGGAGGGCACCAGGCUGGGGAAGGCUUUGCCCUAUUGGAGCCAGCUGAUUUCUCUGCCCCAGAGCCUUUGAGACUUUCCAUACAUGAGUGUGCAGUUAUGGCUUCUUGUUGACACAUUUGGCAAGGUAUGUUUUACCUGAGGGUCAGUGGAGAGGAAGGAGAGAUGGAUGGGUGGUCUGGCGUUUGAGGUGGGCAGGGGCUUGGAGCCAGACAAGCUUUGGAGUUUGGAGUCCUCUGGCAGGUCCCUUGAGGCAUGAAAGCCAGAAAGCUUUACGGCGGAGUAGUUGGCACUGCCUUAUGUCCCAUUCUCGGGAAAAUGGCAGACCAUGAAUGGAGGGAGGAAGACGCAUAUGUGUUGGGUUAGCAAAGGAUGGGGUCCUUGCCAGCUUCAUCUUUGCCCUAAAGAAUUGACAAAUCUGGAAGAGCUGAAGUCUUGUUCAGGUGAAAAUAGCAGGUGUGGGAGAAGGUAGAUCAGGAGUGGGGAGUUCAUGCCAAGAUGUCCCCAGUUCAGCCAAAGCAUCCCUUAACAAAACUUUGGUAUUCAGUUCAGGAUUAGAAAAUGCCUGUUUUAAGAGGGUCCAAAUGGGAGAUGGCCAUGCAUUAAAAAGCAGUUUUUAUUCUUCUGGGCCACGCAUCCUUUGCUGCUGCUGCUUGUGGUUUUAUCAGGGCAGUUCUCUUGGAUUUCCCACAUUUUGGGGAGGCUGCACAUGAGAACAGGGGCUUUGAGAUGCAAUGGGUUUCUCUUAAACUCUUUGGAGGGUCUUCUUUGCUGUUUUUCUGGUGGCUGCAGGGACAGUGCUGGGCCAUUUCAGCCCAGAGGCUCCCAUUCAAUGCAAAUGUUGUUGUUGGGGGGCCUCAAGAGAAGCUUAAUACGGUGCUGCUCCGUAGUUGAAGCCAGACGCAGGCAGGGAAGACACUGGCCUGAAAAGAAGGGUUUAAAAUGGUGCUCUGGCCUUACAAAAUCCACAGUGAACUUGUUAAAAUUGAAGGCGUUUCAGCCCUCCAUUCCUUGCAGUGUGACGUGUGACUUCACACUCUGAACAAUUCACCUUUUUUGGAAGCACUUUUUCCCAUAUCUGCUCCUUCUGCACACAGGAAGGAUGUUCCGGAGUUUGCCACUCUUGGAACGGAGGGGUCCUGGGGUUUGUAAACUAAAAUCCAUGAUGGUUUCAGUUCCCCGCCAGCCUCGCACGCCCUCCAAUUUCCUUUGCCCUACAACAGUUGGGAUCGUUUCAGGGUUUCU